AUGAAGUUAAGAGUCAAAUCUAAGUAUGGGAGCAGAAUAGUAGAUUCCGUUGAUGAGAUGGCCGACUUGGGUUCUUUCUUAGAACUCAUCUCAGAGCCAUCUAGUUUAAAUCAGAAUUCACAACUAGAAGUGGCGAAUAUUAAAAGAGGGUUUCCACCUGUUUCGAUAGAUUUAUCAGCUUCCACAAUGUCAAUAGGAGACCACGGGAUAAGAAACGGCGAGCAGUUGAUCGUGGAGUUUCACAUAACAGGACAGAGUGAUGAUGUGGGAAAGUCUAGUGCCAAUGGUUCACGCACCAACCAAAGUCUAGAUAUACCAACGGUAUAUUUGAGUGAUUUGAAAAAGUAUUUAAUUCUUCGUAAUGUUCCCGAUGAUAACUCUUGUAUGUUCAAUGCUUUAGCGUAUGCCUUGAAUGGUCUGGAAUCGUAUAAAGAAGAUGGAAUUCUGCCACCGAAGUAUUUUAGAACAAUUGUGGGAAACUAUAUAAAGAAGAACCCUGAUGUGUAUAACGAGAUAGUAUUGGGUAAGUCGCCAGAGGAGUAUAGUACUUGGAUUGAAAAGAAGAACUCAUGGGGUGGGGCUAUAGAGCUAGGGAUCCUUGCUUCCGAACUAAAUAUAAGAAUUGACUGCCUUGAUAUUGAACUGGGAAACAUCAUUAAAUUCGAGAAUGAAAAUAAUGAACCAAAUAUGUUCAUAAUUUUAAUUUACAGUGGAAUUCAUUACGAUCUCUUGGCUCUUAACAGCGAGCUUUCGAAUGAUAGCUUUCAUAAAGCCAAGGAUGAGACUAAGUGGUUAAUAGCAUCAAGUGAACGAGAGAAUAUAAUUUCAGGCGCUAAGGAGCUAUGCGCGUUACUUCAACUGAAGAACUAUUCUACUAAUACUACAAAAUUUAGAGUGAGAUGUUUGGAUUGCUAUAAGGUUCUUGUAGGAGAAAUGGGUGCUAGUAAUCAUGCUAAUGAAACGGGACACUUUAAUUUUGGAGAAGUAAAGUGA
Priceomyces carsonii is the source of this 993-nucleotide messenger RNA. Its product is annotated as ubiquitin-specific protease. The record is from RefSeq and is a predicted model, not a curated record. Gene Ontology annotation, cellular component: nucleus; cytosol. Gene Ontology annotation, molecular function: cysteine-type deubiquitinase activity. Lineage: Eukaryota; Fungi; Ascomycota; Pichiomycetes; Serinales; Debaryomycetaceae. Bases 1 to 993 code for a protein of 330 amino acids. The transcript has a single exon. Gene Ontology annotation, biological process: protein deubiquitination; endoplasmic reticulum unfolded protein response.